GCGGGGAAGGGAAGCUGGGCCGAGGCUCCGGCUUCCGUGCUCCCUCCCCCAGAGCCUGCUUCCCUGCCUCCUGCGGCCGCGGGGUCUCGGGGAGGCGACGGGGAAACAGCUGAGCCGCCUCCACCGGGCAGGUCCUGGGAAAGCAGAAGGGGGCCCUGCCCUGACAGUCCCGUAGCCGGGAUCCGGGAAGAGAAACCCGGGGAGGGGGGUGCAGGAGGAGAAGCCUGGCGGUGGUCUGACUUGCGCUUGGAAGGGCCGCCAGCGGGGUCCUUGGACCGGUGGGGGACGGAGGGCCACCGCGUGGACUCCGAGCCUUGAAGAUUUGGCCCCUUGCCCUGCCGCGAGGCUGCGGGUUUUCGCCGUGCGCCCGCCCUGCCCCGCCCCACACUCAGGAGGAGGGCCGCCAGCGCGCACCCAGGCCACUACAGGACCCUGCCCGGGACCCCAAGAGAAACCACAGCCAUCCGGAGUCCGGACCUCCGCCGCUUUCCCACGCCCUCGACCCUCCCGGGACCCCCAGCCCCAGCCAGGACCCAGACCCGUCGUGCACACCCAGAUCUCUGAACCCUCCACCUACGCCGCCGUUCGCCCUCCCCACCCAUCUAGUCACCAAGACCCGUUUUUCCGCCGGUUCCGUUGCCUCGCGCCAGGCCCCCCCCAUCCUUCGGUCCCCAGGGCGACUCCGCCAGCCCCCUUCGACCCCGCGGCUGCCCAUCCUGCAGCAGGCCAUGCUACGGCACCCGCUCCGACCCCAGCUCCGGCUGCUGGCGCUGCUGGUCCGGCUUCUGCCGCUGCUCGCGCGCGGCCCGGAACCUGCUGCACAGGACCUGAGCCUAGGAGUGGACUGGCUGACCCGCUAUGGCUACCUGCCGCCGCCCCAUCCUGCCCAGGCCCAGCUUCAGAGCCCUGCGCAGCUGCGGGAUGCAAUCAAGGUCCUGCAGCGCUUUGCUGGAUUGCCUGAGACCGGCCUCAUGGACGCAGCAACAAUGGCCACCAUGCACAAACCCCGUUGCUCCUUGCCCGAUGUGCUGGGGGUGGCAGGGCUGGUCAGGCGCCGCCGCUAUGCUCUGAGUGGCAGCAUGUGGAAGAAGAGGAUCCUGACAUGGAGGGUGCGUUCCUUCCCCCAGAGCGCCCAGCUGAGCCAGGACCUCGUGCGAACCCUUAUGCAGUAUGCUCUGGAUGCCUGGGGCAAGGAGUCAGGCCUCAGAUUCCAGGAGGUGGGGUCUCAGAACCCUGAGCCUGACAUUCUUAUUGACUUUGCCCGGGCCUACCACCAGGACAGUUACCCCUUUGACGGGCUGGGGGGCACCCUGGCCCAUGCCUUCUUCCCCGGGGAGCAUCCCAUCUCUGGGGACACGCACUUCGACAAUGAGGAGGCCUGGACUUUUGGCUCAGAAGAUGGCGAGGGAACAGACCUCUUUGCUGUGGCUGUUCAUGAGUUUGGCCACUCCCUAGGCCUGGCCCACUCCUCAGCACCCGACUCCAUCAUGAGACCCUUCUACCAGGGCCCAGUGGGCGACCCCAGCAAGUACCGCUUGUCCCAGGAUGACCGAGAUGGUCUGCAGCAGCUCUACGGGAAAGGGCCCCAAACCCCACAUGAGGAGCCCACGAGGAAGCCCCUGGCUCCUCCUCCCCAGCCUCCGGCACUGCCCCCGGACAGCCCCUCAUCCCCUUUCCCUGACCGAUGUGAGGGCAAUUUUGACGCCAUUGCCAACAUCCGAGGCGAAACCUUCUUCUUCAAAGGCCCCUGGUUCUGGCGCCUCCAGCCCUCAGGACAACUGGUAUCCCCCCGGCCUGCCCGGCUGCACCGCUUCUGGGAGGGGCUGCCUACCCAGGUGAGGGUCAUCCAGGCUGCCUACGCCCGGCACCGAGAUGGCCGCAUCGUCCUCUUCAGCGGCCCCCAAUUCUGGGUGUUCAAGGACCGGCAGCUGGAGGGCGCCGCCAGGCCUCUGACGGAGCUAGGGCUGCCUCCAGGCGAGCAGGUGGACGCCGUGUUCUCCUGGCCACUGAACGGGAAGACCUACCUGGUCCGCAGCCAGCAGUACUGGAGGUACGACGAGGCGGCUGGCAGCCCAGACCCAGGCUACCCACGCGCCCUAAGUCUCUGGGAAGGGGCACCUUCCGCUCCAGAUGACGUCACCGUCAGCAACACAGGUGACACCUACUUCUUCAAGAGCGCCUACUACUGGCGCUUUGCCAAGGGCAGCGUCGUGGCCGAUCCUGAUUCUCCCCAACCCAUGGGGCCCAAGUGGCUGGACUGCCCCGCCCCCAGCGGUGACCCCCCUAAAGCGCACCCCAAGCCUGGAGCCUGCAAUUGCCAGUGGGCCAAUCCUCUUCAUAAAUUCUCUACAGAGCCAGCUGAUGGCAUUGGUUGACCAUGGGUGCAGUCCAUCAGAGUGGCCACUUCAGCCUCAGCAGCAGCCCCAUGCUGCUUCCUGGAGCUGAGGCUGUGGGCGGCAGUCCCAGUGAGCAGAAGUGCCCACAGUCGAUGGUGGUGACCAGGUCAAGGACAAAAGCCAGGCAUCUUCCACCAGGCCAUGGCCUGAAAAUUCUAAGCACCUAUAAAACCACCUGACCUCUGACAGGCAUCUGUCCAAGUAUGAGGAGGAUAAAACUUGUAUUUUACAAGCACAUCAGCCUAUUGAGGGGGCAGUAAAAAUACUCAGAGCAAAAGCCUUCAUUUCUCCUGAGCAUCAUUGGAGCUGGGCUGGGGGUCAAGUUUCGUGGCAGAACUGGACAGGCCUGAAUUGCUCUGCAGAAGUUGGAACCCAGGACUUAUGGGGAACAGCAGGUGAGGGAGUACAGGAGAAUGGAUGUGACAAAAAAGCAGAGAGAGGAACUCAAGAGCUGGUUGUGGGGCCAUAGAGGAGGGUGUCCAAUGUGAAAUUUGAGAUUGCUUUUAUUGCUACGUGUAACCUUCUUCUGCAGCCUUUAAGAAUGUAUUAAGUCUGCUACACAAAACUGCUGUGUCAAAUUAGUUAUUUUAUUUUAAAUAUGGUACAGUCCCAUCAUCAAAAUAAAAAACUUUUGUGCUUCAAAGGAGACCAUCAAGAAAGUGAAGACAAACCACAUAAUAGAAAAAUUUUUUUUGCAAAUUAUGUAUCUAUAAGAGACUUGUAUCCAGAAUACAUAAAGAGCUCCUACAACUCAAUAAUAAAAAAUAACCCAAUUUAAAGACUGGAUCUGAAUAGACAUUUCUCCAAAAAAGAUAAAUAAAUAUCUAAUAAGCACAUGAAAAAAUUUGCAACAUUAUUAGCCAACCAUCAAGGAAAUGCAAAUCAAGACCACAAUGAAAUACUGCUUAACACCCAUAAUCAGUUGACUCAUGAGGACCCCAUGUGUUCAGAGUAGAACUGCACUCCACAGGGUUUUUUAGGCUGAGACCUUUUGGAAGCAGAUCUCCAGGCCUUUCUUCUGAGAAGCACCUAGGUGGGUUCAAACUGCCAACUAGACUGAGUCUUUAAAAAGGACAAGAAGAAGCAUUGGUGAGGAUGUGGAGAACUUGGAACCCUUAUACACUGCUGGUGGGAAUGUAAAUUGGUGCAACAACUUUGGAAAACAAUCUGGCAGUUCCUCAAAAGGCUAAACAUAGGGUUCCUGUAUGACUCAGCAAUUUCACUCCUAGGCACAUAGCCAAGAGAAAUGAAAACAUACAUCCACACAAAAACUUGUACAGGAAAACAAAAUAGAAGAGUAGCUGCUGAGGCUGCCUAUGUGCAACCAAACACCUCAGGGGAUAUGGCUCCUUGGUUUGGAGGUUUAGGGUUGUGGUUUCAUGGGUCAUGCCAGUUAAUUGACCUAAUACUGUUUUUAGUGCUUCUGUUCUACCACCUCCUAGUCCUUGGCAUAGUGACUAGCAAGUGGGCAUCUAAGGUACAACAAUUGGUCUCUAUUUGCCUGGAGCAACAGAGGAAGAAGGAGAGCCAGGAAUAGGAGUAAGAAUGGACUAUGAGGCUAACUGCCUCCAUGACAACUGCCUCCUCUGCCAUCAGAGCAGAAGAACUGGAUGGUGCCGGACUACCAUUACUGAACGUUUAGAUCAAAGAUUCUACAGAAGAAUCCUGAUCAAAAAAAAGGGGCGGGGGGUAGUGGGAUUCAUAUCAGGUAUGCAAGGAUGGUUCAACAUUAGAAAAAUCAAUGAGUGUAAUCCACCACAUAAACAGAACAAAGCAAAAGAAUCCCAUGAUCAUCUCAAUCAAUGCAGAAAAGGCAUUUGUUAAAGUCCAACACCUAUUUCUGUUAAAAACUCUCAAUAAAAUAGGAAUAGAAGCGAAAGUCUUCAAUGUAAUUAAAGGCAUCUGUACAAAGCCAGGAAACCCUGGUGGUGUAGUGGUUAAGUGCUAUGGCUGUGAACCAAAGGGUCGGCAGUUCAAAUCUACCAGGCGCUCCUUGGAAACUCUAUGGGGCGGUUCUGCUCUGUCCUUUAGGAUCGCUAUGAGUUGGAAUUGACUCGACGGCACUGGGUUUAUACAAAACCAAGGAAACCCUGGUGGCGUGGUGGUUAAGUGCUACGGCUGCUAACCAAGAGGUCGGCAGUUCGAAUCCACCAGGUGCUCCUUGGAAACUCUAUGGGGCAUUUCUACUCUGUCCUAUAGGGUCACUAUAGUCGGAAUCGACUUGACGGCAGUGGGUUUGUUUUUUUUUUCACAAAACCAACAGGGAACAUCAUUCUCAAUGGAGAGAGGCUGAAAGCAUUCCCUCUGAGAAUGAUAACAAAACAAAGAUGGCCUUUAUCACCGUUCCUAUUGAAUCCACUUUCAUUCUCCAAGAUGCGUCUGUUUUUAGCAUAGGCCAAAUAGGCGAGUUGAAUGGAAAUGUGGCGGGAAUCACCACCCCUGCAUCCUUCAAGUCCUUGAUGGUGGCAGUAAUCUCGGCAAUUCCUCCAGGAAUGUCGUAUUGUCUUUGGUUUACUGUUUUCCCAGGUAGAAGCAGUUCUAAUAGGUUCCACUUGGCUUUUCCUACCAUAAUAGUCGUCACUCCAUUUGUUAGGGAUCCAGUAUCGGAGUUCUGCCAGUUGCUGAGUAUAUCUGUUCCAAUUAUGCAUUCCUGAACUGGGAAAAUCACUACAGGAUGGGUUGGAGGACCCAUUGCACCUACUACAAGAUGGACAUGAGCUAAGACUCCACUAAUAACCUGACCUCCAUAUGCCCCCACUGACUGGUGGGCCAAAGUGAUUUUUUGGGUCUCCUGGAAUUACUGUCAGUUUAGAGCCAGUACCCAAUAAUCCCUGAAAAGUCUGAUUAUUUCCUUUCCCCCAAUGAACAGUCGCUCUCAUAAAAGGCCGUAGGUCCCUUUGGGGAUGGCUGGAAGAAAGAUUAACAGUAUAAAUUCCUCAAGGGAAAUAAGCUUCCCUUCAUCCAAGGGAUUGCGGGUCUUUAAACUCGCUAAAGUCUGGGAAUUAAUCGAAGGGCCAUGACUCUCUAUUCUGGCUAUUCAAGUUAGGCUGCUAUUCACUUGACCUAGAAUUCUUCUGCUUAUACAGAUCAAGUAAAUAUUUAGUAGAUUUCCUAUCUAUUUCACUCCUAGGGACACCAUGACUGAGUAGCCAAAGUACAUAUGAAUCAGACUAUUCUGAUUACUGGUUUGAUUCCACUGUCCAUUACGGUAACCUUGCCCACCUUGUCUUUGUGGAUUGAGUGCUGACAUUUGGCCCCUACAACCAUGGGGUCUAAUCAGCCCCAUUGUAAUUAUGUGUCUUAAUUCAGUUAGGGCUGUUCUCACUGUCAAACCUGACUUACAUAAAAUAGCAAUCACAGCAGUCUUCAAGGAUGCUGGGCCUCCCUUCAAAAAUGUGUUCCUCACAGUUGUGGUAAAAGGUAUGCCUUCUGGGCGCUCCUUAUGUGGAUCUGUGAUAAAUCCAUUCUAACUUGCCAAUUUCUCUAAGCAUUUGGAUACUUUCUCUCAUGGAUGUAAUUGUGUCCCCCCACAAUAUGUGUUAAUUGUGUUAAAUGUGUUAAUUUGGUUAGGCCAUGGUUCCCAAUAUUGUGUGGUUGUCCUCCAUUUUGUGAUUGAUGUAAUUUUCCUAUUUGUUGUAAAGCCUAAUGUCUGCCUGUGGGUAAUGAGGCAAGAUCAGAUUAUGUUAAAGAUGAUUAGGGUGGGAUGUAACACCCUUACUCAGGUCACAUCCCUGAUGCAAUGUAAAGGGAGUUUCCCUGGGGUGUGGCCUGCAUCACCUUUUAUCUUACAAGAGGUAAAAGGAAAGAGAAUGGAGCAGAGAGUUGGAGACUUCGCAUCAGUAAGAAAGCAACCCCAGGAACAUAGUGCAUCCUUUGGACCCAUGGUUCCUGCAUGGAGAAGCUCCUAGACCAAGGGAAGAUUGAUGACAAGGACCUCUCUACACAGUCACAGAGAGAGAAAGCCUUCCCUUGGAGCUGGUGCCCUGAAUUCAGACUUCUAGCUUACUAGACUCUGAGAGAGUAAACUUCUGUUUGUUAAAGUAAUCCACUUGUGGUAUUUCUGUUAUAGCAGCACUAGGUAACCAAGACACCUUCUUCUAUAGCAUACUAAGGCAGGUCUGGUACUUCUACUUGAUUUAGUGUAGGCCAGCUAGCAAUCCAUGCUUCAGCAACCCAACCAAAUAAACCAUUAGAUCCUUUCCGAACCUCUGGGCUGAAACAUGAAUAAAGAAUCUGUGCAUUAAACCUAUUGCUGUUGAGUCAAUGCUGACUCACAGUGAUCCCAUAGGACAGAGUAGAGCUGCCCCAUAGGGUUUCCAAGGAGCACCUGGUGGAUUCAAACUGCCACCCUUUUGGUUAGUAGCCACAGCUCUUAACCACUACAUCACCAGUGUUUCCAACC
Molecule: messenger RNA, 6798 nt
Organism: Loxodonta africana (African savanna elephant)
Lineage: Eukaryota; Metazoa; Chordata; Mammalia; Proboscidea; Elephantidae
Gene: MMP25
Product: matrix metallopeptidase 25
Exons: 11
Coding region: 729-2375 (548 amino acids)
Biological process (GO): proteolysis; collagen catabolic process; extracellular matrix organization
Cellular component (GO): extracellular matrix
Molecular function (GO): zinc ion binding; metalloendopeptidase activity
Source: RefSeq, a predicted model, not a curated record